UCUUCAAAUGAACAGUGGUCAUCCACCAGCUUUUAGAAGAGUAUAAUUCCUGCGGACUCAUUUCAUUUGCGUUAGGGCAAAAGGUGAGGCGGUCAGUGUUCCCGCCCAAACUCAUCAUGCUCUAAGUGUUGGUGUUAGGGUUCCAUCCAGAAGAAGAAGAGAAAGAAUGGCAGAUAGUGGGAAAGUGACUCGAGUGGAAGAAGAAGUUGAAGGAGAGCAUGUGGAGUCGGCCGACUACAUUUUCAAAAGGAUCGGCGACCCCCUCCCAAUCACGCCUCAUGAUUCCAGUUUCGAUCCCCGAGGCAGCCCUUCCCGGCCUCUCGCCGUCUCCGAGAAACACGGCCUCGUCUUCGUCGCCCAUUCCUCCGGGUUUUGCGUUGCGAGGACCAAAGAUGUUAUGGCUUCGGCAUCUGAGAUGGAGGAAAAGGGAAGCUAUUCUUCUGUACAGGAGCUGAGUAUUGUGGAUGUUCCUCUUCCCAACCUACACAUUCUCGCACUCUCUACCGACAGUUCUACUCUCGCAGCUACUGUAGAUGCAGACAUUCACUUCUUCUCCGUCGAAUCACUUCUCCAUAAGGGUCUUAAACCAUCAUUGUCUUGUUCGCUCAAUGAAUCCAAAUCUAUCAAGGAUAUGCAGUGGGCAAGGAAACCUGAAAACCUUUAUGUGGUCCUUUCGGAUCUUGGGAAGUUAUCUCAUGGAUCGGUUGGUGGCCUUAUGGAAGAUGUAAUGGACAAUGUUGAUGCUGUUGGAUGGAGUUCUAAAGGAAACUUAAUUGCCGUGGCAAGAAAGAAUAAUAUCAGCAUUCUAUCAUCUAACUUUGAGGAGAGGUCAUCUAUGUUAAUUUAUUUCAAGCCCUGGGAUGAAGAUUCUGAUGAAAACUGCAUUGUAAAAGUGGAUUCUAUCAGGUGGGUACGCCAUGAUAGCAUCAUUCUAGGAUGCUUUCAACUGACUGCUCAUGGCAAUGAAAAAGGUUACCUUGUUCAAGUAAUAAAAGUCAAGGAUGGCAAAUUUACUGAUGAUUCUUGCAAGCCAGUUGUGAUAUCUUUCUAUGAUUUGUUUUCAAAUGUCAUUGACGACAUUCUGCCCUCUGCAAGUGGACCAUACUUGUUAUUGAGCUAUCUGGAGCAAUGUGAACUUGCAAUUGUCACUAACAGGAAGAAUGUGGACGAGCAUAUUGUGUAUCUUAGUUGGUCGCUAGGAGAGGAGAAGAAUGAAGUUGUAGUUGUUGAUAUUUUCCAAGAUAGUUUGCUACCAAGGAUUGAGCUUCAAGAUAAUGGUGAUGAUAAUUUGAUUCUGGGGCUCUCAGUAGAUAAAGUUUCAAUAAGUAAAAAGAUUAGUGUACGGUUUGGAGAGGAACACAAAGAACUCUCACCAUUUUGUGUUCUGAUAUGUCUUACGCUAGAGGGAAAACUGAUUAUGUUUCAUGUUGCCAGUGUCAGCGGCAUUACAGCCUCACCUGCGGUUGUUUCCUCCCUUUCUGAUGGUGAGGAGGAUUCCACUGCAUUGGUACCUGUAGAAAGUGAAUCAACUAAACCUUCUUUCCAGCUGGAGAAGGAACAAUUUGAAAAGGCUUCUAUGGAUGUUCCAUUGGUUAUUGAGAACAGAAAAGAACUUGACAGAAAAGUAGGUCUUGAUGUCCAUGUCAAAGAUGACUUGAAAUCUCUUAACGCGAAUGAGACAGUGAUGCCUGGACUUCUUACUCAAAUACUCAAUAAAGAAAUUACUAGUUACAAGGAAGUGGAGCCCCUGAAAAACACUCAAUCAUUUAAGGCUGAAGGGAAACAGGAAGUUAUUGUCCCAAAGCGAAAUGAAGAUGUAGAUGGAAACCAAAUACAGCUUCCUGGACUGGGAAACAGAAAUACUGAGCAAGCAUCUACCAACGCUUCUCUUCAAGAAGGGCCUAAUUAUGUGUUCAGUGACUUUAGCAAGACAGAGGCUCAAAAUAUUGAAGGACGAGGAACUGGGAGCGUAUCUUUUGGUGGUAACGUUGCUGCUGAUGCUGCUAUAAAAUCAAAUUCAAAUGAUAAACGUAAUAAUUUUGGGAUGGGGACAGAAUCUCCCGGAAAAAUGGAGUCAGCGGGUUUCCAAAGUGUUUCAUCUCAGUCACGGUUUGGUGGAACAAUCGUAUCUUCAAAGGACACUGACGUGAAAUCACCACUCAUAACUUCAACUUCUAUUCAAGGCAGCAGGUCUGGAAAUGCUAGCCAAACAAAAUCUAUUAAUAUCAAGGAUGUAUCUGUUAAACCUACUUCAGUCAACUCUUAUGAUAGGCUUGGGGAGAUUGGCAAAUGGAGACCGUCAGCGGCAACUGGAAAUAUUGUGUCAGUGCCUUCCAUUUCAAGCUCCCAAACCUUAUCUCAUGGAAGUUUUUCCUUUGCGAAUUCUUCCAAUCAGUCAAGGAUGCCAAACUCCGAACCAAAUUUAUCAAAACAAUUUGGCAAUAUCAAAGAGAUGACCAAGGAGUUGGAUAUGCUUCUGCAAUCUAUAGAGGGAGCAGGCGGUUUCAGGGAUGCCUGCACCGUUAAUCAGAAGGGGUCAGUUGAAGAAUUGGAGAGAGACAUAGAGACUCUGUCUGACAAGUGCCGACUUUGGAAGAGCAUUAUGGAUGAACGACUUCGAGAAAUACAACAUCUGCUUGACACAACUGUACAAGUAUUGGCAAGGAAAAUAUACAUGGAGGGCAUUGUGAAGCAAGCGUCUGAUAGACGAUACUGGGACUUCUGGAAUUGCCAGAAAUUGAGUUCAGAACUUGAGCUUAAGCGGCGACAUAUUUUAAAAAUGAACCAGGAUUUGACCGACCAAUUAAUUCAGUUAGAAAGGCAUUUUAAUGGCCUUGAACUCAAUAAAUUUGGUGAAAAUGGUGUAGCUCGUGCCGGUGGAAGAGCCUUGCAUAGUCGAUUUGGGCCCCCAAGACACAUUCAGUCCUUGCAUAGUUUACAUAGCACAAUGACGUCACAAUUAGCUGCCGCUGAUCAACUUUCUGAGUGCCUUUCAAAACAAAUGGCAGCACUGAAGAUAGAGUCACCUUCUGUAAAGAAGCAGAAUGUAAAAAAAGAGUUGUUUGAAACAAUAGGGAUUCCUUAUGAUGCCUCUUUCAGUUCCCCUUCCCGUACUCCAAAUGAAAAACUGUCAUUUUCUUUUGGUUCUGCUGCUUCUAAAGAUCAGCCCAGGAGAAAUGUUAAUGCCAUAAAAAAUUAUGAACCAGAAACUGCAAGGAGGAGGAGAGACUCACUGGAUAGGAGCUGGGAAAGUUAUGAGCCUACAAAAGCAACUGUGAAAAGGUUUCUUUUGAAAGAGAGUGGCAAGGAAAGCGUUAAUAGAUCAUCAUUUCCCAUUGAUAAGCAACAGUUAAGUCCUCCCCUGCUGGAGGGAUCAGCAGUUACUCGCCCAAGGGACCACACAAGCCCUACAUCCUUCUUGCAUCCAUCCGUAAACAAAUCAGGUAUUCAGGGUGCACAACCGAAACAGGCUUUUGAGAGCUCAGCAACGCCAUUUGUUUGGGCUAGUGAUCUUCCAGGAUCAUUCCAACGUACUGGGCUGAAGUCUCUUAUGCAAGAACACAAAAUGUCACCAACAUCCCAAUUAUUCCCUGCAGCCGGGCAAAAUUUUACAAGGGAAACUAGCAUGACAGCAGAAAGAUCUGGCGAUGGCAUGGCAUAUAUUGGGAAGUAUGAUUCAGUUCCUAUGAAGGAAAAGCCUGUCUUACCAUCAGACACUACUCAGAAACCAUCAUCUUCUAAGGUAUCUACACAAACACUGUCUUUGCAGAAGAAACAGAAUGAUAUGCUAAAUUCAUAUGCUAAAGAUACUGCACUUCCACCAAAAGAAAUUGUGAAGGAUGGGCCUUUGACCACAAGAAUGGCAUCUACUGAAGCUGGGAAAAAACAUGACUUUCCAUUUUCUCCCUCAUUUUCUGUUCCUACGAUUGCUAGCGAGCCUGGAAAGUUUGCCCAGACCGAUGCUGCAACAAAUAAAAGCCAGACUGAUAAAAUGCCACCACCUACCACAUUCUCAGUGUCAGUUUCUGCACCUUCAUCUCCAAUAAUUAGUUCAUCAUCAGCUCCUCUAUCUUCGUCAUCAAUUCCGCAAUCAGUUGCACCAACCUUUUCCUCAACGAUGCCCUUAAACAAAUCUUUGGCUAGUUCUAUCACUGCUGCAGAUGAAAGCAAACCUGUGAGUUCAACAUCAGAAUCUCCAAAGACAGAGAUCCAACCACCUUCAAAACCAGACAUGAAUGCUAAUACUACAUCACCACGCAUGGAAUUUGGGCCUUCCACAGUUGAAGGUAAUUUGGAGCUUAAACCUUCAGUGUCAUCUCCACCCUCAAUUGAGACUUCAACAGGACUUUCAUCUGGAGACGAGCCGAGUCUUAUCAAGGCUAGUCCUGCAGCAGUAGUGGCAUCUGGGAGCCAGACUGGGAUGAACGAAACUGCAGGCCCUAAACAGAAUGUAACAGUCAAUGCUCAACAAGAUCAGCCAUCUGCUGGGCAUUCUCCAUUUCCAAAUCUACCUACAACGUCAGGGAGUGUUACUGGUGGGAUUGAUGGCUUGGAUGUACAAAAUGCAGAGGAGGAUGACAUGGAUGAGGAGACUCUGGACACAAGUAGAGUAAAUGAACUUAGUUUGGGAAGCCUUGGUGGGUUUGGGCUUGGCUCUGCUCCUAAACCCAAUCCAUUUGGUGGAUCAUUUGGCAAUGCACAAAAUGCACAAACAAAUGCGACUUCUCCUUUCUCCAGGCCUGUUCCUAGUGGAGAGUUAUUUCAGCCUGCCUCCUUUAACUUCCAAUCUAUAGAGCCUUCCCAAUCAUCUCAGCCAGCAAAUUCAGGUGCAUUUGCUGGUGGCUUUGGCACCAGUACUACUGCCCAAGCUCCCAUUCCGAGUGGGUUUGGCCAGCCAGCACAGGUUGGACCAGGGCAGCAAGCAUUAGGGUCAGUUCUUGGUGCUUUUGGACAGUCGAGACAGCUUGGUACUAGUCUACCAGGUACUGGUUUUGGAUCACCCAGUGGUUUUGGUGGAGGCAUUGCUGGCAUUACUCCCACCGUUAACUUCACAAGUGCUGCUACUGGAGGAUUUGCUGGUGCUGCUUCUGGUGGUGGUGGAUUUGCUAGUUUGGCUUCAGGUGGCGGUGGUUCUGCUGCUGCGGCUUCAGGUGGUAGUGGUUUUGCUGCUGCAGCUUCAGGCGGUAGUGGAUUUUCGGGUGCGGUUUCAGGCGGUGUGGGAUUUGCUGGUGCAGCUUUUGGUGGAGGGGGCUUUGGUGGUACAGCUUCAGGCGGUGGUGGAUUUGGGGCGUUUGGUGGCCUACAAGGAUCUGGCAGUUUCUCUGCUUUUGGUGGUGUAGGAGGAACGGGAAAGCCACCGGAGUUGUUCACACAGAUGAGGAAGUAACCGUUGUCUCUUUCCAGAUUUUGAGCAAUCCAUCAUAAUGCAAUGGCCAAUUGAACAUACUGAAAUCACUUGAAAGCUUUUUUAGUUUGUAUGCUACAAAAGAAGCUAGGUUACACAUUCUUCUUCUUCUCGUGUAGGUUUUUGUACUUUCUCAUCACCAUAGUUCUUUGUAAUUGAAAAAGAACAUCAGAGAUAUCACAAGUAAUUCGGUUAUUCACAAAUGUUGAUGCAAGCGAAGGGAAAAUUGAUAGCC
Pyrus x bretschneideri (Chinese white pear) is the source of this 5639-nucleotide messenger RNA. Its product is annotated as nuclear pore complex protein NUP214. NCBI's taxonomy places the organism in Eukaryota, Viridiplantae, Streptophyta, Magnoliopsida, Rosales, Rosaceae. Gene Ontology annotation, biological process: RNA export from nucleus. The record is from RefSeq and is a predicted model, not a curated record. Gene Ontology annotation, molecular function: structural constituent of nuclear pore; protein binding. Bases 167 to 5386 code for a protein of 1739 amino acids. The transcript has 18 exons.